Pseudophryne corroboree (corroboree frog) is the source of this 1372-nucleotide messenger RNA. It is a transcript of the gene EPYC, whose product is annotated as epiphycan. The transcript has 6 exons. The record is from RefSeq and is a predicted model, not a curated record. Gene Ontology annotation, molecular function: protein binding. Bases 9 to 968 code for a protein of 319 amino acids. Gene Ontology annotation, biological process: bone development; articular cartilage development. Gene Ontology annotation, cellular component: extracellular matrix. NCBI's taxonomy places the organism in Eukaryota, Metazoa, Chordata, Amphibia, Anura, Myobatrachidae.
UUUGAAGAAUGAAGACAUUUGGAAAUAUGUUCUUGGGACUUUUUAUACUUAAAGUUGUAGUAGCUGCUCCGUCAACGGAUGCCAUUAACUAUGACACAGACACAUAUGAAGUUGAUCUAGAACUGGAUAAUAUUUAUGACUAUGAUGAUAACAGCAAUACUGAUCAAGGGGAGAUAGAAAUUGGAACUGUGCUUCCUAUUGUGAACAGACCAAUUCUUUCACCAGAAGAAGUUCAAGAAGAAAUAGAAGAAGAUGAAGAAUCGACGCCAAAAUUAAUUGAUGGCUCUUCACCACAGGGGCCCUUGUCUCCUGGAGUCCAAAUUCCAGAAGCAAGUGGAGGCAUUUCCACCUGUAUUCUCUGUGGAUGCAUACGUACCACGGUUUACUGUGAUGAUCACAACCUUGAUUCAGUUCCUCCUCUUCCAAAAGACACAACCCACGUCUACUUACGUUUCAAUAAGAUAAGCAAGAUAAACAAGAAUGAUUUUUCAUAUCUGAAUAAAUUACAGAAGAUUGAUUUGACAUCAAAUAUCAUAACAGAAAUUGAUGAAGAUGCUUUCAGGAACUUGCAGCAGCUUAAUGAGCUCAUCCUAUUGGACAACAGAGUAAGGCAACUUCCAGAACUGCCGAACACUCUGAAUUUCCUAGAUGUCAGCAAGAACAGACUUGGACGCAAAGGAAUAAAGCAGGAGGCAUUCAAAGACAUGGCAGACCUUCGUCUCUUGUAUUUAACCAAUAAUGACUUAGACCAUAUCCCAAUACCUCUUCCUGAUAGCCUGCAGGCCCUUCAUCUUCAGGAUAACAACAUUCAGGAACUGCAUGAAGAUACUUUCUGCAACAUGAAAGAUUUUUCGUAUGCCCGAAGAGCUCUUGAAGACAUCAGACUGGAUGGAAACCCAAUAAACCUGAGUAAAACCCCACAGGCCUAUAUGUGUCUACCUCGUAUACCAGUUGGCAGACUUGUUUAAGUCAGAAGACCACAAACUAACUCAAAGACAAUAACAUAUGUACCUGGCUUUAUAAUACAUAACAUAUUUUGCUAUUUCAAAUGUCAAUUUCAACUGUGUAUAAGAUAUUUCAUUCAAUACAAGUUUUUCUCAUUAAAAAAAAAUGCAAAUUGAAAUAAAUGCAACUAUUAAAUAUACUAAAAACUGGAAAAUAAUAUGCACAAAAAUGUACAUAAAGGUACUUUCUCAUAAUUAGUUAACAUUUUAUUAACUGAAGUAAGUUGCAAUCAUGUAUUUGUAUUUUGUUUUGUUGUAUGCUACCUACAAGUUUUUAGUAAAUCUGGUUAAUUUUAAGUGUAGAAAAUGUAAACUGUGCUAAACCUGCACAAAAGAUGUACAUAAAGAUUGUUGGUGAUUGUAAUGUA